Lizanozyma spartinae is the source of this 1671-nucleotide messenger RNA. Its product is annotated as U4/U6-U5 snRNP complex subunit. The record is from RefSeq and is a predicted model, not a curated record. Gene Ontology annotation, cellular component: U4/U6 x U5 tri-snRNP complex. The coding region runs from base 1 to 1671 and encodes 556 amino acids. The transcript has a single exon. NCBI's taxonomy places the organism in Eukaryota, Fungi, Ascomycota, Pichiomycetes, Serinales, Debaryomycetaceae. Gene Ontology annotation, biological process: maturation of 5S rRNA; mRNA cis splicing, via spliceosome.
AUGGGGAAGGAUAUUAGUCUAUCGCUAGAAGAGACCAAUCGACUUCGAGUCAGUAUAGGAUUGAAGCCUAUACCGAUACCUAAAGUCGCAAGUGAAAGAGAGUUACGGUCGCGAGGAGAUGAACUUCCUGAGGAACCACGUCGGAAGCGGACUAAAUUACAACCAGUUAAGAUUCAAUAUCUUGACGAAGAGGAAAGUCGCCAGGAUGAUGAGGAAAUGUCUACAAUGGACUUUCUCAAUCAACUCGACCAAAUAGGGAAGCAAGAGAAGGCAAACACACAUUCAAAUGUUAAGGCUACCACAACAAUACAAGAACAACCAAUUCCAGAAGUGUCUGUUUCCCAUUUAGAGGCAGAUAUUGAAGCAUUGGAGUCGAAUACCGUGUUAACUCUUGGGGAUAAGUCAAUUUUUGUGGACGGAGAAGAUGAAGAUGAUGACGAAGGUGAUGAAUUGGUGAAUGAGAAGAUUAUACUACGUGAAAAGACACGAGCUCGUGAAGAAGAAGAACGUAAGAUUGCAGACAGACAUCACAGGAAGUUUGGUGGGUUUAUGGAGGAAGAACUUCAGAAUGACUUAGUUCUGGCACCAUCGAAGGGGAUACGAAUUGUAUCACACGUCGCUGCCAACGAUAAGCUAAAGUCAAAAGAAGAGAGUAAAACAGAGUCCUUGAAGCAUAUAUUUGAAGAAGAUCAAGAAGAACUCGACCAGAGUCGACCAGAAACAAAGAAGUCAUUUAAAAGGAUAAAGAAGAAAGAAAAGAAGAAGAAAAUUGAUCGACUAGAUAGCAUUUUUGACGAAAAUUCAGCUGAUGUUCCUUCUAUUCAAGAGGUCAAACUAGAAAAUUUUCAUAAUCAAGGACCUGAUGAAGAGGAUGAAUUUUCUAAUCUUAUGUCGUUACAACGUCGGCGUAGGCAACAGCAAUCCCGAGGGAAAAUGAAAGCUGAAGACAUUGCAUUAGAAAUCAAGAAGCUUCAACGGAACGAAGAAUUAGAGGAGGAAAUUAGUAGUGCAUUCGUCGGUGGAAUUAUUUAUGAUGAUAACUCUGAGUUUCUCAACUCACUCAGCUCCAGAGUAUUGCCAAUUGACAAUAAUAAGGCAGAGGAAACAGAGGAAACGGAAAUUACUACGCCAAUGGAACCAACCCAAGCUGUUGAAAAGCAAAACGAGUCACCCAUUAAGAAGGAAGAAGAGAAAGUGAAAACAGCUACGAGAACGACCGGAGAUACUACCGGAGAUAAGACUGACGUUAAUCCAGAUCUGGAACAAGCUAUUGGGGAUGGAAUUGGGAGCACAUUACGAUUAUUGCAACAAAGAAAUAUUCUUCAAGUACAAGAUGAAGAACGGGCUAAAAGCGAAAGAGUUCAAAGAGUUGCUCGAAGGAAGGCUGAGCUUAUGAGGUUCCAGAUUUCAGUGGAAGAGCGGAUUCUUGAAGAGGAACUUUCAAAAGAUAAAUCGUACAAAAAGUUAUCUAAAGAAGAGAAGGAGAAACGGUAUGAGACUUUGCUAGAUGAACGAUUACAAGCCAAGAAUCUUGUUAAUGGAACCUCUGAGAUUACUAGUUUCAAUCCCAAAGUUGUAUUGCAAUAUAAAGAUGAUGAAGGGAAGGAAUUGGAUACCAAAGGGGCGUUCAAACAUCUUUCACAUAAAUUCCACGGAUCUAAGAAAAGGUGA